CCUUAAACCCCACGCAUGGAGGACGCCGCUUCAACAUCGCCCCAACAAGACGCCAGCUGAAUUGAAUGUGACAGAAUCCUGAGGAUUUGGACUUCAAUACUGCUUCCCAGAAGAGUCCAUAACAAUGCCGGUGGUCAAAGUGGAGAAAGACGUCCCGGCGGACGCAUCCUCGGAGGCGGCAGACCGCCCACUGCCAACAGAUGAGCAGCCCAGAGGUCGAAGGAGGAAAAGACCCCUCCAGCGGGGCAAGCCCCCUUACAGUUACAUCGCCCUCAUCUCCAUGGCCAUCGCCAGCUCCCCGGACCGCAAGCUCACGUUAGGGGGAAUCUACAAAUUCAUCACAGAGCGCUUCCCCUUCUACAGAGACAAUUCCAAAAAAUGGCAGAACUCCAUCCGCCAUAAUUUGACUCUCAAUGAUUGUUUCAUUAAGAUCCCUCGGGAGCCGGGGCGCCCAGGGAAGGGCAACUACUGGGCCUUGGACCCCAACGCCGAGGACAUGUUUGAGAGUGGAAGUUUCCUGAGGCGCAGGAAGAGGUUCAAGCGAUGUGACCUGAGCACCUAUGCCUCGUACGUGCACGAGAGUCCGGUUUUCACGCCGGUCCAGAUUGCUAGAUCAGCACCAUAUGCUAAUUCAGUCUACCCCAACAUGACAGUGAGUCCAUCCUACGGGCAGCAGCUCCCCUCCACUUACUACCCCGCAUCAUCUCCACCUGGCUUUGGACCCAGUCAGACUCGCAUGUUCAGCAUCAAUAACCUAAUCGGACCUCCAGCCAGCGUGGUGGGCGCACAAGGCCCAGAGUUGAUGCAACCCAGCCGGAGCUUCACCCCGGAGGGGCUGCCAAGCGGAACCAGCCCCUGCAGUCUGGGACCUCCGGGUUUCCAAAGUCAACCUUGUGGAGGCGCAGCACCGCCUCGCUCCACCACGCACCCGGGGUUUGCCUACUCCGGGCACCCGAGCAGCCACCCACACCACCAUGCCCCCCAGGGACCUUAUGGACAAGCCCACAACGGCAUGUACAGCACCACAGGACGCCUGCCGUCUACAGGGCACGGGUCGGCAGAGACAGUGGACCACUACGGUAGGGUCUCACCAGUACAUCUGGGCUCUUUCUCCCAGUACAACAGCACUGGGGGUCCUAUCGCCAAUGCAGGGGGUUACUUGCGACACCCCCCCUACCCUGGAAACAUGGACAGGUUUGUGUCUGCUAUCUGACACUUGAGACACUAAUGCACAUAAUUACUGUAUGUAAUAUUUUUUUGUAUCUAUUCGUGAGGACAAAAAGAAGGCGUAUGUUUUAGAAACCAAAUCCAGAAAUGAAAAAUUUGACUUUAAAAGUCCUCUUUAAGUGUAAAUACUAUUUGAGUGUGGUUUCUUUUUAAUUGAUUUCAUGGCUUACUAUAAAUUAUUGGGCUUAAUGGUCAAAGGCUUUGCAAUAAGUGUCUUGUAGUAUGAAGAACGUCAGCUUAAGGACAUUGCAUGUGUGGUGUUUGGAAAAUAAAUAACUGUACUGUACAGCACUUUUCUUCUUUAACGGUAAAACAUCGAAACUUUAAAUUUGUGGUUUGGUUUAAUUUACAAAGCUACAUUGAAGUACAUCACAUAUUUUUUUCAACAUGUCCGAAAAGGAGUGGGAGGAAGCUGUGUUU
Messenger RNA from Doryrhamphus excisus (bluestripe pipefish), 1647 nucleotides. It is a transcript of the gene foxe1, whose product is annotated as forkhead box E1. Gene Ontology annotation, biological process: anatomical structure morphogenesis; cell differentiation; regulation of transcription by RNA polymerase II. The record is from RefSeq and is a predicted model, not a curated record. Lineage: Eukaryota; Metazoa; Chordata; Actinopteri; Syngnathiformes; Syngnathidae. Gene Ontology annotation, molecular function: DNA-binding transcription factor activity, RNA polymerase II-specific; RNA polymerase II cis-regulatory region sequence-specific DNA binding.